AUGAAGCUCACUAAAGCCAUUUCGUUCAUACUCGUCGCUCUCAGCCCCGUCCUUGUUGAAGCAGGCCCUAUUGCCUAUGGCAUAUGUCAGACAGGUUGUAAUACAGUUGCCGUCGCAUGCUAUGCUGCCGCCGGCUUCACUUUUGGGACCGUGGUUGCUGCCGCUGCCGCGCCUGCCGCAAUACUCGCCUGCAAUUCCGCGUUGGGGACUUGUUCUACCGCGUGCGCAACAGUGGCCUUGUUGGCCCCAACCCCUUGA
Messenger RNA from Mycena indigotica, 258 nucleotides. RefSeq lists its product as uncharacterized. Lineage: Eukaryota; Fungi; Basidiomycota; Agaricomycetes; Agaricales; Mycenaceae. Bases 1 to 258 code for a protein of 85 amino acids. The transcript is spliced from 2 exons. The record is from RefSeq and is a predicted model, not a curated record.